CCAAUCAGAAAUUGGAUGAACCUUCGGGAUGCAGAAACAGGGAAAAUCCUCUGGCAAGGAACAGAAGAUCUGUCUGUACCUGGAGUGGAGCAUGAAGCUCGAGUUCCUAAAAAAAUCCUGAAGUGCAAAGCGGUGUCUCGAGAGCUAAACUUUUCCUCAGCAGAACAAAUGGAAAAAUUCCGACUGGAACAGAAAGUCUAUUUCAAAGGGCAGUGUCUAGAAGAAUGGUUCUUUGAGUUCGGUUUUGUGAUCCCUAACUCCACAAACACUUGGCAGUCCUUGAUAGAGGCAGCACCUGAGUCACAGAUGAUGCCAGCUAACGUUUUAAC
Molecule: messenger RNA, 329 nt
Organism: Eurypyga helias (sunbittern)
Lineage: Eukaryota; Metazoa; Chordata; Aves; Eurypygiformes; Eurypygidae
Gene: PDE6D
Product: phosphodiesterase 6D, cGMP-specific, rod, delta
Exons: 3
Cellular component (GO): cytoplasm
Source: RefSeq, a predicted model, not a curated record